AUGGAUCUGCCCGGAACUUCAUCUGAGAAACCAACUCAUGUGCCAAGCAUUGGACAAUUUGCCCCAUCGCUGGGGUCACCAACAUACACAUGGCCAACUCCUCGAUUUGUGGCAGCAGCUGCAGCUGCUGCUGUUGCUCAGUGCCACCAGCACCGUCCAACCCUCCCAGAAGAGAAGGCACCAUCAACCUCAACAUCAGGACAUUUUCAUCAGAGCCCUGAGGUUCUGGAUCCAAACAGUUCCAUUUAUGGUAGCAUGUAUGCACCUGCUGGAUAUUUACAGACUCCACUAACAAUUGGUAAAAUCGUGCCAACAUCAUCCACUUCAGAAUCAUGCAAACUGAAAACUGCUACUUCCACAAAUACAUUGACCACCACGGCACCAUCAUCAAUGUCAAAUGCAGUCAUGAACUGCCAGAAACAGUUCCAAGGGCCAAAAUUAACAGUACCACAACCUCUAUUUCAUCAUCACCGAUACAAUAAUAAUAAUAAUAACAAUAACGAGAGUAACCCUAUUUCUUCAGACAAGACUGUCCAUCAACAAACUUGCUAUCAAGUCUCAUCAAGUAAUAUAAACUGUCCAAAAAUGUUUUUCUGUGAUAUCUGUCCAAAGCAGUUCUCUCGUAAGGACAAACUUCAGAUUCACAAGCGGACACACACCGGCGAGAAGCCCUUCCAGUGUGACCUCUGCUGCAAGCAGUUUGCCCAGAAAGACAAGCUGAAACUGCACCGACGGGUACACACUGGGGAGAAGCCCUAUCACUGUGACAUUUGUCCGAAGCAGUUUUCUCGCAGUGACAAGCUGCAGAUCCACAAGCGAACACAUACAGGUGAGAAGCCCUUUGACUGUCACCUCUGCCCAAAACGGUUUGCACAACGUGACAAACUGUUGCUGCACAUUCGCGUCCAUACUGGCGAGAAGCCGUACGCCUGCGACCUGUGUCCAAGACGCUUUUCCCGUGGGGACAAGUUGCAAUUGCAUCGCCGGACGCACACAGGGGAAAAGCCUUUUGGCUGUGACAUCUGCCCGAAGCGGUUUGCACGCGGCGAUAAACUCAAGAUUCAUCAAUAUAUGCACUCGGGUUACAAACCGUUUGUGUGCAAAGUCUGUGACAAACGGUUUGUUCAGAAGGACAAACUCCGAAUCCACAUCUAUUCAUUUCUAUCUCUCUCUAUCUCAGCCUGUUCAUAUCUAUCUCAGCCUCUUCAUAUCUAUCAAUCUCAGCCUUUUCAUAUCUAUCUAUCUAUCUAUCUAUCUAUCUCAAUCUCUAUAUCUAUCAAUCUCAGCCUCUUCAUAUAUAUCUCAGUCUGUUUAUAUCUAUUUAUCUAUCUCAAUCGGUUCAUAACUAUCUCAACCUAUUUAUAUCUAUCUAUUUAUCUUUCUCGAUCGGUUCAUAUCUAUCUAUCUAUCUAUCUAUCUAUCUAUCUAUCUAUCUAUCUAUCUAUGUCUGUUCAUAUCUAUCUCUACCUGUCUGUUUAUAUCUAUCUAUUUAUCUAUCACAUUCUGUUUAUAUCUAUCUCAGUCUGUUCAUAUUGA
Acanthosepion pharaonis is the source of this 1536-nucleotide messenger RNA. The record is from the annotation of a GenBank genome assembly. NCBI's taxonomy places the organism in Eukaryota, Metazoa, Mollusca, Cephalopoda, Sepiida, Sepiidae.